AUGACAAAACAUGGCGCACACAUGAUUAAUAUGCACGCCUCCGGUGGACUUGAAAUGAUGAAGGCAGCAAAAGCGAGCGCGGACAAAGUAUCUGCCGAACGCGACAUUCUGCCACCUGUGCUACUCGGUGUGACUAUUCUGACAAGCAUUGAAGAAACGAACUUUCGGCUGAGUUUCGCCUCAGCACGGACGCUCUCAGAGCAGGUUGUCUAUUUCGCACAGUUGGCGCAGGAAGCAGGAUUGGACGGUGUUGUCGCAUCGCCGUUGGAAAUUGAACCGAUCCGAAAAGCGUGUGGCGACAAGUUUUUGAUUGUGACACCGGGUAUCCGUCCUACGUGGGCAGAAAGUGAUGACCAGCGGCGCAUCACCACACCAGCGGAGGCGAUUCGACGAGGUGCCGAUUACAUUGUUGUGGGUAGACCCAUUAUUGAGGCGGAGGAUCCGUUGGCAGCUGCCGAAAUGAUCCUUGAAGAGAUGAAAGGGGCAUAA
Molecule: messenger RNA, 489 nt
Organism: Geodia barretti
Lineage: Eukaryota; Metazoa; Porifera; Demospongiae; Tetractinellida; Geodiidae
Source: the annotation of a GenBank genome assembly